AUGCUUGUGAUCGUUUCCUGGGUAUCAUUCUGGCUCGAUCGUACGGCCGUUCCAGCUCGCGUUACACUUGGCGUUACGACACUACUUACCAUGACAACUCAGGCUUCUGGUAUCAACGCUAAACUACCACCAGUGUCUUAUACAAAGGCAAUUGACGUAUGGAUUGGUGCAUGCCUUACAUUCAUUUUCGGAGCUUUGCUCGAGUUCGCUUGGGUUACAUACAUAUCGUCAAGAACUUUCGUCAAAAAUGCACGGAUUUACGCGGUCGGUGCUCCACGCAAAUAUCAGUGUGACAACGUCAGGUUUCUCACCUUGUGA
Gongylonema pulchrum is the source of this 318-nucleotide messenger RNA. Lineage: Eukaryota; Metazoa; Nematoda; Chromadorea; Rhabditida; Gongylonematidae. The record is from the annotation of a GenBank genome assembly.